Messenger RNA from Saccostrea cuccullata (small rock oyster), 506 nucleotides. RefSeq names its product histone H2A-like. Gene Ontology annotation, biological process: heterochromatin formation. NCBI's taxonomy places the organism in Eukaryota, Metazoa, Mollusca, Bivalvia, Ostreida, Ostreidae. Gene Ontology annotation, molecular function: structural constituent of chromatin; DNA binding; protein heterodimerization activity. The coding region runs from base 24 to 425 and encodes 133 amino acids. The record is from RefSeq and is a predicted model, not a curated record. The transcript has a single exon. Gene Ontology annotation, cellular component: nucleosome; chromatin.
AAUACCAUAAAGAGAAAAGCAUCAUGUCUGGACGAGGAAAAGGUGGAAAAUCAAAGGCUAAGGCAAAGUCCCGAUCAACAAGGGCAGGACUGCAGUUUCCCGUUGGCAGAAUUCAUCGUCUUCUGAGGAAAGGGAAUUACGCAGAACGAGUUGGCGCUGGGGCUCCCGUCUACUUGGCUGCCGUUUUAGAGUACUUGGCCGCAGAAGUUUUGGAGUUGGCAGGAAACGCAGCCCGAGACAACAAGAAAAGCAGAAUUAUCCCCCGCCAUUUGCAGCUGGCCAUCCGUAAUGACGAGGAAUUGAACAAACUUCUGUCUGGUGUGACGAUCGCCCAGGGUGGAGUUUUGCCAAACAUUCAGGCCGUCCUGCUGCCAAAGAAAUCUGGAAGCGCCAAGGGGAAAUCCAGCCAAAGCCAAGAGUACUAGACUAUGGAGUCUUGAUUUCAUGCAACGGCCCUUUUAAGGGCCACCAAAUCUUUCGAAAAGAUGCCUUCAUAUACAGCGUUU